CCCCAUUACGAUUUUCAAAUUCAAACGGCAGCUUGGCCUCGCUUCGUGCGCAAAAACUCGAUCAGGUUUUCGGAGAAUUGACAAUCCCGCACUCGACUUGUAAAUUGUAAACUAUUAGUAAUCAAAUAUUCGGACAACAAAUUACACAGCUAAACAAGCGUUCGGUCUCAGAAACGCGAUCUAAACUCAACAAAAAUAAGCGAAAGCCAAGCGUCUGCCGAUCUUCGUGUUAAUUGUGUUUGUACAAAUAGUAUAAAAGAAACUAUCAAAAUGGUGGGCACAACACUGAAAAUGCGUGGCGAUGAGAACGCUUCGGAGAACUUCAAGCAAGUGCAAUUGAAGAAAUUGACGGUUCCUUCCAUGGAGGCAACAACAAAACGCGCGGCCCUGGGCGAUUUGCAGAAUCGCGGCAUUAGUCGUCCCAUCGCCGCUAAGGAUGCGGCACAGAAAGACUCCAAGGAUCUCAAGCUCACAGACGCCCUGCGCAAUGCCAAGGCUCGAGUGGACACCCACUGGAAGAAACAGCCACUUGGCAGCACCACCAACGGCAAUGCCGCCGCUCCGCCCAAGGCCAACGAAGGGGGCGUGGCGGCGUUUUUGCGCUCGAAUUCGGUGCGCACUCGCGUUCCGACCAAGACCACUGUAGAACCAGUUAAAGUUACAGUCAAGUCCAGUUCCACUGAGAACGUUAGCGAGCCCACCUUGAUUCGGGAGGACAGCAGUCUGUCGAAGAAAUCGCUCACCAAACUGCGUGCCGCUUUGGCCAAACCCGUGAUGGGAGUUUCAGGUAUUCGACGAGAACCAGUAGCGGUUGCCCGCAAAGAGGCAGAGAUCAAGAAGGAACUGCCCGAAAUCAAGAAGGACUCGCAGGAGUUGAAGAAGGAUGCGACCAGGAUGCCUCUUAUUAGGGGCAACAGUGCAGUCACUACAAUCACAUCCACUAUGCCCACCACCAUGUCCCUUUCUAGCAAGCGAUUGGCUGGAAUCGAGGACAUCGAUGCCAAUGACAAGGAGAACCUGGUUCUGGUCUCCGAAUAUGUGAACGACAUCUACGACUACUUGUACCAGGUGGAGCAGGAGCAGCCCAUUCACAACGAUCACCUGGCCGGGCAGAAGGAGGUGUCCCACAAGAUGCGAGCCGUGCUGAUCGAUUGGAUUAACGAGGUCCACCUGCAGUUCCAUCUGGCUGCAGAGACCUUCCAGCUGGCGGUGGCUAUCAUUGAUCGCUACCUGCAGGUUGUCAAGGACACCAAACGCACUCACUUGCAAUUGGUGGGAGUCACAGCCCUCUUCAUAGCCACCAAGUACGAGGAGCUGUUCCCGCCGGCCAUCGGGGAUUUUGUCUUCAUCACGGAUGACACCUACACUGCCCGGCAGAUCCGACAAAUGGAGCUGCAGAUCUUCAAGGCCAUCGACUGUAAUCUUUCGCGUCCGCUGCCGAUUCACUUCCUUCGACGCUACUCAAAAGCUGCUAGCGCUGAGGACGAGCACCAUACGAUGUCGAAGUACUUCAUUGAGCUAGCUUCCGUGGACUACGAAAUGGCCACCUACAGGCCCUCGGAGAUUGCAGCUGCCUCACUGUUCCUGUCGCUGCACUUGCUCAAUGGAAACUACCGGGCCGGCACGGGAUUCAACGACCGUCACUGGACGCCUACUCUGACCUUCUACUCUAGGUACUCGAGCGCGCACUUGCGCCCCAUUACCCGGCGGAUCGCGAAACUGGCCCGUGAUGCUCCCCAGGCUAAACUGAAGGCCAUCUACAACAAGUACCAGGGCAGCAAGUUCCAGAAGAUCGCGCUGCGAACGGAGCUGACCGGUGCGCUGAUGGACUCUAUUGUGGGCCAGAGCCAGAGGAAAUAAUCGUCUGGCGUCCAAGGCGGACUGAAAGACCCUGAUUUACCUAGUUUAGUUUAAUUUGUUUUCAUUUUUUAAAUUUGUAGCGUAUUUCAUUUUCUGUUCGUUUCGUGUUCGUUACAAAAUGCGUAUAAUUACCGUAGUCGCAUUGCCAACUAUCUUCACCUGCAUCACCUCACCCAUCCCAUUCCCCAGACAUCGUAAUCUGCUGGAGUCCCUUGGACAGUUUUCGGCCACUGCCAAGAGCUGGCUCCGGCAUCUUUGCCCCCGGAGCACAAGUUGCUCGCGAGCCGGCGGCUGGGAGUGAGUUCCUCCGGAAAGACUAGGAACCGAACCAAACUGGAGCCCGCCAGCUCCUCCCGCUGGGUCACCAUCUCAGUGGGAGCGAGUGGCGGAGCGGUGGACACCGAGAGAGAGAGUGGGCAACGAGUUCAUUUGCUGGCCGAACACAUCGGCGUUGUCUCUCCAAGAACUAUAUUUUAUAAUUGUAUUCGUGAAAUCACUUCAUCCCCUACCUACCACUAAUUGUAUUUGUCUUUAGUUUUUAAUUUCGAUGGGAAUGAAUAAAUCCAAUAACUUGUGCAAAAUUAUUCCCAAAAAUCGCAUAAAAGAGACCUAGACUAUUUGUAAUUUAUAUCAUGCAUUUCGCACAUCCGCAUACAAAGGCAACCUAUGCUAGUUAUAUUGUUUACUUACCGAUAAGCUACGAUUAAAAAGCGUUUUAUCUAACUGAUGUUUCUGAAAAUGUCUCUGAACCAUACAUAGAAAAUAAAGUUUUGUGUAAUUUUAUAAA
This is a messenger RNA of Drosophila teissieri, 2647 nucleotides long. RefSeq names its product G2/mitotic-specific cyclin-B (gene CycB). Gene Ontology annotation, cellular component: cyclin-dependent protein kinase holoenzyme complex; cytoplasm; nucleus. Gene Ontology annotation, biological process: mitotic cell cycle phase transition; regulation of cyclin-dependent protein serine/threonine kinase activity. NCBI's taxonomy places the organism in Eukaryota, Metazoa, Arthropoda, Insecta, Diptera, Drosophilidae. The record is from RefSeq and is a predicted model, not a curated record. The transcript is spliced from 5 exons. Bases 271 to 1860 code for a protein of 529 amino acids. Gene Ontology annotation, molecular function: cyclin-dependent protein serine/threonine kinase regulator activity.